Molecule: messenger RNA, 1302 nt
Organism: Cryptomeria japonica (Japanese cedar)
Lineage: Eukaryota; Viridiplantae; Streptophyta; Pinopsida; Cupressales; Cupressaceae
Product: replication protein A 70 kDa DNA-binding subunit C-like
Exons: 4
Coding region: 1-1302 (433 amino acids)
Biological process (GO): DNA replication
Cellular component (GO): nucleus
Molecular function (GO): DNA binding
Source: RefSeq, a predicted model, not a curated record
AUGAAUGCUGGAGAUGAUAUCCCUUCGCCAUUGUUGCAGCUUUUGUCAUUUAAAAAAAUGGCUGGUGAUCCAAAUGACAAUGACAAAUACAAAAUAGUCCUGUCAGAUGGUACAUAUAUGCAGCUAGCCAUUUUGUCACCCAAGUAUGCUGACUUAUUGCAUGCAGAGACGUUGAAGAUAGGUUCUAUUGUUUUGUUGACAAACUAUACUUGUCGAUAUGUUUGGAACACAAGGACCAUCAUUAUAUUCACUCUUGAUGUGAAGAAAACGGAUUGUCAUUUGGUUGGAAAACCUAGAUACCUCUUUAAAGAGCAGGAGGAGCAAAUGUUGGGCCGUGAAACCCCACCCUCCACUAAAUGUGCUCUUAAAUUCGGUGUAGAUUUACCUUCCCCACAAAAUGCUCCCUCUAAAAAUAUCAGCCUUGUUAAAAGCUUGAACCCUUUCCAAAACAAUUGGACCAUAAAAGACGAAGAGGGUUGUGAAAUUAGAAUCACUUCCUUUGAUGAGAUAGCAGAAUUGCACUAUCAUCGAAUUGAAAAAGGAGCUUCAUAUGUUAUUCCCAAAGGUACUGUAAAGGAUGCAAACACAGUAUACAAUAAGCUUAACAACCACCUUGAGAUUAUCUUGAUUGAAACUUCAGUUUUGAAGCGAUCUGCCCCUGAUCUUGAUGAGACUAAAAAAAAAAUUUCUGUAAUUCGUAGAAAGGAUGGUUGUACUGUAAACAAGAGAAUAGUAAAAAUAAAUGAUAUGUCAACUUUGACAAUAGAUGUUAACCUUUGGGGCCCGCCAUCAGAACAACUAGGUAGUGACUUGAAAAAUAUGCAUGCAUCUGGAACAUUUGUCAUCCUUGCUAUUCAAAAUGCAAGGGUUGGUUAUUUCAAUGGAAAAGUCAUUAAUAUUUCAGUGUCUACAACUUUUGAAAUUAACCCUUCUAUUUCAGAAGCAAACCCACUUUGUUUAAGAGGCAUUGUACAACAAUGCCUUGAUCCACACUCUUCGGUUGUCCAUACCAAAAAUAACCAGUAUCAAAGAAUGUCAAUUGCAUCCAUCCUACAAUGCCUUAGCAUUGUGUCGGAAACCAUUGAGACUACUAUUACAGCUGUCUUGCGCUUCAUAAAGCAAGAUCAGUUUUACUAUACAGCUUGCCCAUUACAGUUCAACGAUAAAGAAUGUAAAAAGAAAUGUAGUAAGUUAGCUGAGAAUUUGUGGCUCUGCCCUAGGUGUCAAACACAAUUCCCUGAAUGUAAUUACAUACCUCCUGCAGAUGAAACUACAAGAUCAUACAGGCAGUGUUUGGGCUAA